Neopsephotus bourkii (Bourke's parrot) is the source of this 2650-nucleotide messenger RNA. RefSeq names its product HHLA1 neighbor of OC90 (gene HHLA1). The transcript is spliced from 17 exons. The coding region runs from base 857 to 2215 and encodes 452 amino acids. The record is from RefSeq and is a predicted model, not a curated record. Lineage: Eukaryota; Metazoa; Chordata; Aves; Psittaciformes; Psittacidae.
UUAGGUUUCCUUUCUGUAAUUGCUACAAGGUUUUGAAUUAAUUCACACAAAGAAGUGUUUGGUGGCUUAGGAUAAUAUUAUUGAAUGGAUGAUUAUCUGCUUUUAGCAACGUUGCAUCUAAACUCAGUUAUUGUGGAGGAUUCACUUCCAGUCCACUGAUGUAAAUGGGAGCAGAAUUUCACCAACUGCUUCCAACACUAAGAUAAUGUUGGAUACUAACAAACAUCACUCAACAUCAUCGAAAUUGCCUGAUGUCAUUGUUGUGACCAGAUCUCUCUUUCUUCCUCACCACAGUUUUCUAGCUGCCAUUUUGUUGCUUUUGAUAUCCUGCGGUUACAAUACACUUUACAUUUCUUCUCCAUCCUCCCAACAACGUUUCUUGUUUAAAUUGCUCCUUGAAGGAUGGCUAAAGCUUUACCAAAGGGGCUUACCCUGGCCUACCUCUCACCAUCAAAAGUGGCAUUUGCCUAAUAACAGUAAGAUAUGCUGUCCCUUUAAAAGAGAAAAUAAAUCCCUUCUUCUCAGUGUUUCAAGCCAUCACUGCCAAAAGGAGCUUCCAAUCCCCGCCUGACCUGCCACAGAGCCUUUCCAUGCGGGAUUCAACAGGUACUUUGUAUGCUUAUGAUUGUGUUACCUCUAGUUAGUCCUCGGAUUAAGAUAACAAUUUUCACAGGAUUUUAAAGCAAGAUUAUCAAGCUUGUCAUCUCAGAGUCUUUCACAAAGUGUUUAUUAGGACCUGGCAAUAACCUCCAGUUUUAUAUAAGCUCUGAAGAUAAUUAUCUUUGUCAAGAGAUAUCAGACCUGGUGUAUCAUGGUGUGUUUAAAAUGAGAGAUGACCUUUGGAUGCUGGAACUGAAUGAAGAGCAUCGAAACCUGCUGGAAGUCAGAGUCCAGAAUGCAGUGGUUCUGCUGGCAUGUGGCAGUGAAGAUGAGCCUGGGAUUUCUGUGUCUCCUUCUGGUUUUCAACACAGCUUCCUGCAUAAGAAGAGAAAACAAGAAAGAGAAGCAAGUGGCAGUGCUGGCUACCGCAGAGCUGCCUGCAAAGUCCGUGGAUCUGGCUGCUGUUAACCUGACAGAGCUGGUGAAUGGAAUGCUGAACACGGUGCUCAGAGGUACCAAGAAGCUCUUCUCCUUGCUGAGUGUCACGUCUUACAGCUCAUUUGCCUUCCACAAAGUAUCAGUCACCAUUUAUAACAUUUCCAAUGUGAAAAAUGUUGACCCUGGCAAGUUCCCCAUGCAUUACUGCUACUGUUUGAACAAUGUGACAAAUGACUUGACAGAUUUCACAGCUUUACUUGUUGAUAUUACUGGAAACUCUACCAGUUAUCUCACAGAAAUAUUCAAAUCCACUUCUAUUCUCUCAGUGCAUCAGAGCAAUGAUUCAGAUUGCAUCUACAUCUGUGUGAUGACAGGGCAGACAGGGAGAAAUCUGUCUGACUUUUGGGAAGUGCUGCAAAAAUCCCCUGUUAUUAAUUAUACAUUUUCCAGUAACACAUCUUCUGACCUGGAUGUAGACUCGAUGUUUUCAAGUGUCAUGAAAUUACAGGAAGACCCAAAGAAAACAGUGGAUCCAUCAGCAGAACAUGUGUGGACAUUUAAAACUACCAGGAUCCCUCUUGCCCAGAAAGGGGAGGAUAUCACCACCAUGAGGUAUCCACCAUGGCCAAAGACGGUUGGAGUUAAAGAAUUAUGGUUUCCACCACUACAUGGACCACCCGACACAGCCGGACCCCAUUUGACUGCAGGGGGGAGAUUGACCCCAUCACCAGCCCUGCAGCCCAGCCCUAGUGACAUGGAUGCAUUUUGGAUGCAGACAGUGUCUCCUCAAGAAACCAGCAAACUCAUACAAACAGAGCCAGAUUUGCCUUCUGCACUGCUGUCUGUGCCACCCUACAGGCCUGGUGUGAGCCUGAAACUUUACUCAGCUACCAGGUGUUCACAGGCGAUGCUCAAAGAGUCCCGUGUGACCUCACCUCCUGUCACUCUUCUAGUGCAGAAGAUCAGUCCCUGUGUGAUGGAGCUGUGUAGGUUUUUCCAGCUGUGCCUCUGUGUUGGUCAGAGAAGAUACUCCAGGAAGGAAGGCAUGAGGUACUGUGUUGAAUACUAUUCCUGGUUCUUGAAAAAUGCAAGUUAUGUCUGUGCAAGAGUCAAAAGAGUUGCUUACUCCCAAACACUAAAACAAAAAUGCCUUAAAAACAUCUGUACGUCAGUCUAGAGCACUGGGGAAUUAUCCUGUGAAUUGGAAGAUCGUUGGCAGUUUUAGUUGUCUCCUUCAUGUAAAAAUGAGGAUGAAACAUGUUAUUUGCAAAUAUUUAUAACAAGGCAAACUAUUAACCAUAUGCUAACCUAGAAAUGUGUCUUCCAUUACGGCAUUGCAAAAUUAAUGUGUAAAAACAGAUGUAUUUUAUACAAAUGAUGUAACUGCAAUAAAAGCAUUGAAAGGCUUUUAAAAAAUGGAUUUUAUAAAGGGUAUUUAUAUGGUUGGGUAGUGAAUGCAAACAGUUCAUUCUAGUUUUAUUUACAAUUAAGAGAAUCACAAUUAAUGAAUACAAGGUAACUUAAAAGCAACCUGAAAUACUGGUGAGAAAAAGGAUUUUGCCUGGUGUUCAACACAUGCAGAUUAUCCACUAUUCCAAACCAAGAGUCUCCC